AUGAUGAUGAACAACAGUGGAGGUUUUUAUCCGGCACGUUAUAAUAAAUCAACACCUUUCAAUGGACUGUCCAAUACUUUUACUAUUGGCCGAUCUUCUGUUCCACCGUUUUAUAACGCGAAACUUCAACAAGGUCAACAGCAACAACAACAAAAACCUAAAAAACAUUUAAUAAAUGAACAAAAUCAUGAUACUAUUUCAAAUAUUCCUUCAUUUAAAUUAUAUGAUUUGGAUACAAAUGAUAAUAGUGAAAUAAUUCGGCUUAUAUUUUCAUUUGCUGAUGUUUCAUAUAAAAAUAGACGUUUAAGACAAGAUGAAUGGGUUAAAAUAAAAGAACAGAUGCCAUUUGAAUAUUUGCCUAUAUUACGUAUAAAUCAUGAAUUUAUAAUUUUUCAAUUACAUACUAUUAUACGUUAUUUAGCAAGAGAGUUUCAUUUAUAUGGUACAGGUCAACAUGAUCAUGCUAUUGUUGAUAUUGUUCAUGAAACAAUUCGUGAAUUUCGAGAAAAAAUUUUUCAACAAAUUAAUAAUUCAUCAAAUAACAAUGUUGAACAAACAUUUCAUCAAUUAAUAACACAUUAUUCAACAACAUAUUUACAACAAUUAGAAAAUUUUUAUGGAAUAUUUAAUCGUCAAGGUCCAUUUUAUUUAGGUUCAUAUAUAUCAUUAGCUGAUUUAAUUGUUUAUGAUAUGAUAAAUUAUUUAAUUAAAAUUGAUAAAAAAUUACUUGAUAGUUAUUCUCAUUUAAAAGAAGCAUAUCGACGUUUAGAAAAACAUCCAAGGUUAUUUAAUUAUAUUAAUGCAAAAAUUAAUAAUAAUGAAAUUAAAAAACAUCAUCAUAAAUCUCCUUCAGAAUCACGACGUCCUACAACAAAAUCACCUAUACCAGAUGUACCGCCUCAUCAACAUCGACAUCGAUCAUAUGAAGGACAUGAAUCAGGUCAUUAUCAUCAUCAUCGUCAUCAUCAUCAUCACCAUCGUCAUCCUCAUCAUCGAAAUCAUUCAAAAGAACCAACACCACAUUCACAUACCAAACAACGACCAAUGACAUUAUCACAAUCACCUAGUAUUUCAACAAAAAAUAUCGAACCACCGCCAAUUCCACAAACGAAACAACAAUCAGUAAGACCAUCACACUCACCUAGCGUUGCAACGAAAGGUAUAGAACUACCACCACCACCACCAGUUCCACAAACCAAACAACGAUCAAUAAGAUCAUCAAAAUCUCCUAGUAGUUCAAGAAAAGAUAAAGAACUAACACCAUUACGAGCAACUGAUGUUAUACCACCACCGCCACCACCAAUACCACAGCCACCACCGCCCCCAUCAAUUACUCCUGAACAUAAAAUUUAA
Rotaria sordida is the source of this 1353-nucleotide messenger RNA. The record is from the annotation of a GenBank genome assembly. Lineage: Eukaryota; Metazoa; Rotifera; Eurotatoria; Philodinida; Philodinidae.